AUGCGAAGUUCCCUCUUCUCUGCUUGCGGAGCGCUGCUCUUCUCCGCUGGCGCCAUCGCCUCCGAUGCGCCUUGGACUAACUACACUUACAAGACUGGUCCUUGGCAGCCUCCCCAGCUGCUCAUCGACAGAACCGAUGCUGUCGACCCGGGCUUAAUUUUCAUCCCCGUUCGUAACAGCAACACCGAUGGAACUGCAGUGACCAUUUACAACAAUGAUGGCCAGCUUAUCUACCAGGGUCCUGAGGAGAUUACCAUGGACUUCAAGGUGCAGUCUUUGUACGGCAAGAAUGUCAUCACUUUCUGGUCUGGUACUCCUCAAAUCUCUGGUGGCUUCGGAUACGGAACAGUUCACAUCCUUGACGACACCUACAAUGAGAUUUACACAGUCACCCUCCAGGAGGAUUUCCAGACUGCCGAUGGCAAGUCCUGGGACUCUUACAUUGACGUCCACGAGCACAUCAUCACCGACCGCAACACCCUCAUUGUCUCUGCUAUCAACGUUACCCAGUAUGACCUCAGCUCUGCUGGAGGCCCCAGCGAUGGUUGGAUUACCGUCAGCCAGUUUUACGAAAUCGAUAUCCCUACCAACAAGGUUGUCUACAAGUGGGAUGUUCUGGACCACCAGGAGGCAAUCCCCCUGUCUGGUUCCAAAUACCCUCCUCCCUCUAACAACGCCCGCGAGACUCCCUGGGAUUGUUACCACUUGAACUCCGUUGAGGCCACCAACGAUGGCUUCCUGGUGUCUUUGCGCUUCUACUGGUCUGCAUUCUACCUGAACCAGGAUGGUACCGUUCGCUGGCAGUUCUCUGGCGCUGGUGACGACGAGGGUGACUUCACCGGUGAUGAUAACCUUUUCUCCUGGCAACACCAUUUCCGUAUCUAUAACGAAACUGACGAGUCUCUUGUCCUGAGUGUGUUCAACAAUGCCAACGGCCAACAGCAGUCUCAGAGUAUUACUACUGGCAUGGCCUUCGACGUGGACCUGACUAGCAUGUCCGCAACCCUGAUGCACAACUUGACUGACCCCAAUGACCCCCUCAAGACCCAGACUCAGGGCAGCUUCCAGUUCCUGGGUGCCGCAUCCACUGCCUCCAACGUGUUCAUAGGCUACGGCUCCAUCCCCAAGGUCAAGGAAUAUGAUGGUGCUGGCAAUGUCGUGCUGUCCGGCCAGUUCGACCCUCUCGGCCAUGGCGAGUCUUACCGUGCCUUCAAGUCUGAAUGGACUGCCACCCCACUCUGGAGCCCUGUUGCUGUGGCUGAGAAGUCCGACAGCGGCGUUGAUGUCUACAUGAGCUGGAAUGGUGCUACCGAGUAUGACAACUGGGCUAUUUACUCUGUUCCCACUGCUUCUUCCAACUCCACAACUUUCCUCACCACCAUGAAGCGUACUAGCUUCGAGUCCCACGCGACCCUGAGCGAUGUGAAGACCGGCUACAUUAAGGUUGCUGCUCGCAAGGGGAACUCUGUCUUGCGUUUCUCGGAUGUUGUCAGCGUUUGA
This is a messenger RNA of Penicillium angulare, 1500 nucleotides long. Its product is annotated as arylsulfotransferase family protein. Bases 1 to 1500 code for a protein of 499 amino acids. NCBI's taxonomy places the organism in Eukaryota, Fungi, Ascomycota, Eurotiomycetes, Eurotiales, Aspergillaceae. The transcript is spliced from 2 exons. The record is from RefSeq and is a predicted model, not a curated record.